Hypomesus transpacificus is the source of this 5415-nucleotide messenger RNA. RefSeq names its product Rap guanine nucleotide exchange factor (GEF)-like 1 (gene rapgefl1). Gene Ontology annotation, biological process: positive regulation of GTPase activity; Ras protein signal transduction. Gene Ontology annotation, cellular component: plasma membrane. NCBI's taxonomy places the organism in Eukaryota, Metazoa, Chordata, Actinopteri, Osmeriformes, Osmeridae. The transcript has 15 exons. Gene Ontology annotation, molecular function: guanyl-nucleotide exchange factor activity. Bases 896 to 2839 code for a protein of 647 amino acids. The record is from RefSeq and is a predicted model, not a curated record.
GUGUGAGUGCAAAGCAGUCCCGGGCACAGCACAUCCACACACCCCUGAAGGGUGUGAGUGUGACAUAGAACGAGAGGGAGGGGUAGCGGGUUUCAUAGUCAAUUCUCGAACCCUCUGAAUAAUCGCAUUGCCUUCGAACGGAGAACUGGAGGCGGACGAGAUUCGCACUUACGGAGAGACACCCAAGCCCGUCGUCUACCGCCACACUGCAGCAGAUUGUAGGCUACCGACGCCAGCAUAGAGACCCCACCAUUCAUCAAUGGAAACGACGGUCAUCUCGGAAUAGGCGGAUCGUAAUUUAGUGGGAAAGAGGCGGCUGAAGAGCCCGCUAAACAAACCCUGCUGUUCUCCCUUAUCUUGUAUUUCCAUUUAUCUAAUUACGGUCCGGGUGGAGACUUGAUUUCGGCGCCUUGUUUACGAUCCACAGCACGCGAGGCACCCACUGGUCUGACUGCACCUGGCGCUUCAGACCCAGCACGACUGGAUUUUCAAAACGAAACACGGUUUUCACGCGCGACCGUGGAGGGACUGCAGAAGCGAAGGAGAAGACGUGUCGGGGAGAGGUUUGUUGUGGAGCAGGUUAAGCGUUGGGUUUUGGCCAGAAACCCGUGCCCAGCCAAAGCUCUCCUGUGUGAAAGCUUCAUUAAAACGUUUCAACGAACACGGCGCUCGUGUUUUUUUUUUACCCUGGCUUCUUUUAAUCGUGAUUUGGCAAAUGGGUUAAUUUUCCCCCCCAUACAAGAACGUAGGCUACUACUGCAAGGAGCAAUCAUUGUGUACGCGUGGUAGGUUGUAGGCUAUAAUGUAGUGUCAAACGUGCCUGAAGUUUCUACAUACAUCUUUAGUUUACAAUCAAUCAUCAUCGAUACAAGGCCUUGAAGCGGGACACAUCAAAAUGCCGGCCGGAAUGAAGCCUCUUGAAAAGUUUUUGAAGAAACAGACCACUGCUCUCACCAGAGCCGGUGGCUUCGGGGACAAGGCGACCGGUACGAGUGCAUCUCGGCGCCGAGCCAGUCUUUCCCGUGUCGUUCCGUUUUUCAGGGAGACCUCACCAGAGAGCGGCCCGGCCAGAGAGGUGUUCAGUCCGGAUUCGGAGGAACCGCCGUGCUGGCCGUCGGCCACCGCCGACAUCCGGAGCCCGUCACUGUCCAGUGAUGAGCAGAGUUCCGAAGCGAGUCUGGAAACUAGCUGGACCCCGCUGCCCGCGGACACACCGGACAACGUUGCUCUAGCGCUGCUGGACAGCGUUGCGGGGAAACGAUACGGCAACUGUACAGAGACCCUGUUGGAUGACUUCAUGUUGACACACCCCAUCUUCCUGCCAUCAGACAGGUUUCAGCAGGUUCUUCUUCAGCAAUUUGCUCUGGAGACAGAGGCCCGGGAGGGGGAUGGGGAGGGGGAGGGGGAGGGCUGGUCCGGUCUGGACGGGAUGGAGAGGAAGCAGGCGGUGCUGAGCGUGGCCUUCCGCUACCUGGAGACCUACAGAGACCUGCUGCAGGAGGAGAGCGAACACUCCAACACCUUCCCCAAGGACCUGUACAUGCUAGCUGUCCAGGAGUUGAGUCGUCUUCCUGAGCUGGUGGAGGACGUUCUCAAAUUGCAACGCUGGACCGAGAUCCUGCACUGCCCGGUUAGCGUUAGAGAGAGAGAUGGUGAGGGCAGGCUGGUGUCGCUGUGCCGCAGGUCCGAGGAGGAGCGCGAGAGCAGCAGGAAGCAGGUUCGUCCUCUGUUCCGCCACUUCAGACGCAUCGACGCCUGUCUGCAGCCUCGCCAGGCCUUCAGGGGCUCCGACGAGAUCUUCUGCAGGGUGUACACCCCAGACCACUCGUAUGUGACCAUCCGCAGCCGUCUGUCUUGUCGGGUGGGGGAGAUCCUGGCUCUGGUGAAGGAGAAACUGCAGUACAGCGAGGACCAGCCCACCCAACCGGGCAACCUCAUCCUGGUGGCUGUCACCUCGGCCGGAGAGAAGGCAGUGUUCCGCCCCAGUGAUGAGGCAGUGUUCACCACCCUGGGCGUCAACACACACCUGUUUGCCUGCGAGCCCUCUGAGCUGGACUCCCUGCUGCCCCUACCUGAGGAGAUCCACUGGUCGCCUGGCGACAGCAAAUUACACGACAUGAGCGCUGAGGAGGUAGCCAAUCAGCUGGUCACGUUCGACUGGGAGCUCUUCAGCUGUGUCCAUGAGGUGGAGUUUGUGUGCUACGUGUUCCACGGCGAGCAGGCUCGCUGGCGCCCCCUCAACCUGGAGCUGGUACUGCAGCGCUGCAGCGAGGUGCAGCACUGGGUCGCCACGGAGAUCCUGCAGUGCCAGUCACUGCCCAAGAGGGUGCAGCUGCUCCGCAAGUUCAUCAAGGUCUCAGCUCUCUGUAAACAGCAGCAAGAUCUGCUGUCUUUCCUGGCGGUGGUUCUGGGGCUGGAUAACCCUGCCGUCAGCCGUCUGCGACUCACCUGGGAGGGUCUGCCUGGGAAGUUCCGGAAGCAGUUCCAGCAAUUUGAGAGCAUCGCGGAUCCCUCCCGGAACCACAAGUCCUACAGGGACCUGAUGGCCAGCCUGCGCCCGCCCCUCAUUCCCUUCACCCCCCUGCUGCUCAAAGACCUGACAUUUCUCCAUGAGAGCUGUAAGACCUUCCAUGGGGAACUGGUCAACUUUGAGAAGAUGCAUAAAGUUGCAGAGAUGGUGAGAACUAUCCGACGGUACAGGAGUUCUCAGCUAGUCACGGAUGCAGAGCCGUCUCCCUCCCACCUCCAGACCAAGGCUUACAUCCGCCAGCUGCAGGUGAUCGACAAUCAGAACCUGCUCUUUGACAUGUCCUGCAAACUGGAGCCCAAAGACAUGUGAGAGACGGAGGGUGAGGGAUGGAGAGAUGGACCCCGAGACAGGAGGAUUCAAACUCAACAAUAACUGGCCCUUUUUGCACCUCUCACUUCUUAUCGAACGAGUCGUCUGUCUGUCAGUGUCACCAGCCAGUGAUUAAGACCCUCUGGGACUAACUGACGUGGUGGAAUUCUGUGGUUGUAGGACUCUGCUAUUGGUCAUCCGUAAAGAAGGCGGGGUUCAAGAAUGUGUGUGAAGAACUUAUUGGACGGUAAUUUGAGGAUGUGGAUGAACAACUGGGCCUGCUGUUUACUUGACUCAACCUGUCUCUCGACAACCCCUCAUGCCGUCAGCUGUGUCGCAAAUUCUGCCCAGUUCUCACUGCCACCAAAGCCCCCCCUUUCUCUGUCUCUUUCUCUCUCUCUGUCAGAACUGGCUUCUGGAACAUUCCAGGUUGUUCGGAACACAGCUGGAAUACAGACUGAAGGUGGAACCUUCUAGAAUGUCCAGAUAGAAACGUGUGGUGUAGAACAGGUGGAGGUGCAGGAGUCUGUCAAUGAUGUCGACCUGUCAUUUUGACAACGUAUCAGUCUUUCGAGUGGGUAACUCGGAGCGUAUCCUCACUAACAGCACUUCCCGGCUGUCUUCACGCCAACCUGACUGUCAAGAGGUCUGAACCUUUUUAACCACCAACGCGGACUGCGCCCCCUGUUUUUCUGUCCUCCUUCCUGACCUACACUCAGGCGUCAGACAAUCUUAACCCCGACUCCUCCUCACACCUGACCACGUCUGUGCUACACCUGACCACGCCUGUGCUACACCUGACCACGCCUGUGCUACACCUUUUAUAAGCUGGGCUCGUCCCCCCCCGGACGCCGUCUGCUCUCAGCAGACCAGGGCCUGGACGUCAGACUCUCCUGUUUCUUCAAACAGCUCCUGCUGUUACUGCUGUAACGGGUUGGGAAAAACCUGAGGUUCGCACCUUCAGCCAUAAACUAUCUGAGAGGAUCAACCUAGACAAGGAGCUUUAAUGUUUAAGUAUAUAUUUGGGUGUAGGCUUACUGAAUUUCUUUGUUGUUUGGAAUAGAAAGGGGAUUUCUUGUUUUUGUGAGUAGUUUCGUGGACGGACACUCAGAGUACCUUAGGUCAGGUAAAGGUGCUUCUCAGAGUAUCUUUAUCACAAGCUUCAUUAUGAUGCAGAGAGUUUGAACCGCAUAAUUUCCUGUCAGGCUACCCACAUAUAAAGCUUUCUCUACUGGUUGAUUCAGUGGUUGAUCACUGAAGGUGUAACUUCUCUACAUGUACAGAUCAAUAAUUGGCCAACAUGUACAGACAAUGGUUGGCCAACUUAUUUGUAUCAACAAAGCACUUUGGCCUUACCUCAAGGCUCCAUUUAAUGAGGAUGAAACCAGAGGGAUAUAAUGGUGAUAUUAUUAUUAUUAUUAUUAUUCAGUUUUAAUAUGGCUCAGUUCAGUACAGUUCAGUUUUGUUUGUACAGUACGACCGUUAAGUAUCAUGCUAUGUUACCGCAACGACUGUGGUUGCAGACUUAGUGCUAAGUGUUUAUCGCCUAAGUGAUUUCUUUUUCCUGAAGGGGAUUCAUCAUAGAGGAGAGAUGCUGAGCUAAACAACAACGACUUUCAGAUUUGAUGUCGCUUAUUGAAAAUGGUAUAAACAGAUGGAAAACUUUACACCUGGAACAAACCCUUGGUGAAUCUGACUCUGAGUCUUCAGCCGCUAUAGUGAUGGCAACCUCAUCCCUAUCACCGCAUGUAUCAUGACAUUGUUCUCUAAAAUAUUGAUUAUAGAAGAUCUUGUAUGAGGAGUUUUAGGCCGGAUAUUAUGUCAGCACCUUGGCCAAUCAUAAAGGUCUGAGGGGGUUUAAAGGAUAGCUAAUAUAGCUAACUCCUUGUCAUUGGACUGGCUGGUCAUUCUGUCUGAUUAUUUCCCUCUCAGACCUGUUUGUCCAAGGUGGUGCUGAAAAGUUGAGUAAGUGGACCCAUGGAAGGUGACAUCAUCACUCGUUUGCCUGUGACUCUCUCAGGACCACUUCCUGGGUCGUGACCCCUAGAGGGCUGCCUGCGACUCCUGUAUGAUAAAGCUAUAAUGUAAAUACUUCUACGCAGUGUAAAUAACUAAAUAAUAUGGAGACUCUAUUUUAUGAAUGAGCUACGAAAUGGAUUACUCACUGAGAUUAUCUGAUUUGUUUUGUAAAUGUGAAAAGGUGUGUACAGUUACCUAACGAGCUGAAAGACAAAGGUCUACUAUUGAUGGUUGAUGACUUCAUGAAUUGUACAGCUUGACUAUUUAGUUGUUUUGGUUGUUUUGAUUUCUUAAUUGAGGGUUAGGGGGGAGGAGGGGUAAGUGGGUGAUUCUUGAGUCUUAUUGCGUUUUGUUUUUGUACAGAAGUCAGUGUUUACAGUCAUCAUCUCUACUGAAACUCAGAUUUGAUGUUAUUAGACGUGGUGCAUGGAGUCUGGACCUGGCAGGAGUUGGAGACCCUUGGAUCUGUCCUGAAACGAGCCCUGACCCUCCCCCUUAGACACACCCUCCCCUCCCCCUUAGACACACCCUCCCCUCCCCCUUAGACACACCCUCCU